AAACAAAAAGACGAUGGAACAAAUUUGCCGCGCUUGCAGAGAGAGCACGGCUCCACUUGUGGAUAUAUUCGCCGAUCUAUACCAACAGAAGAAGGAUGAACCCAGCCUGGCCGAGAUGCUCAGCGAGUUGGCAGCCUGCGAAGUGAGACGCGACGAUCCGCUGCCACAGCAAAUGUGCCUGCCCUGCGUUCUUGCUGCCCAAAAUGCCUUCAGAUUCAAGCGAAAGUGCGAACAAAGCCAUCGGCAUUUUUGGGAUCUACUGAGUGGCAAUGUUAAACCAGAGGAGAACCUUCCCGCACUUCCGGACAACUGUACACCUGCAAAUGAUGCGCUGGAGUCACGAAUCACAGCUGAAUCCAUACCUUGUCCCGAUGACAAUUCACACAAUUGCCAGACUUGCGGCAAAGGAUUCGACACUAAACGGAAACUCGUCCUGCACCAGAGUUUCCAUGAUCGCACAAACUCCGGAGAGCGAACGUACAAGUGUACGUUUUGUGAAAAGAAUUUUAAUGGCAAUUGGUGGCUGCAAAGACAUCUUCGCACCCACACGGAAGAACGACCGUAUAAGUGCUCUCAUUGUGAAAAGGCAUUUAAAGACAGUUGGAGUCUGCGUAGACAUAUGCGUACCCAUCUUGGCGAGUUCAGCUUCAAAUGUACUUACUGUCCCAAGACCUUCUCCAAUGCAAAUAGGCAAAGGAUUCAUACCUGCACUCACACCGGUGAUUAUCCAUACAAGUGCAGUCUGUGUCCAUCAUCAUACACACACUCGGGCAGUCUUAAAAGACACAUGCGUGUCCAUGCGGACGAAGGAUCCACCUGAAGGUGCUUGCCGUAUAGUUUUUAAAGGCAUAUCCUAUAGGAAAAAUAAAAAUGAGCUGGCCAAGGUGACCAAGGUUAUUAAGGAAGCACCUUUAACAAGCCCGAUUAAAUUUGUAAACGAAUUAAAGGUGUGGUUAAAAUUACUCACAGCAACGGCAUAUACAUAAUACCUUUCAAAGGGAAUUUAUUUUAAUUCAUAUUGAUUUUAUAUUAUAGAAAACAAUAAUAUAAUCUACUAUUAUUUAUAAAAAUCUUCUGAUUGCCAAGUUGUCUUUCAUUGCUAAGUACUGUAUUCCCUACACACAACUAAUUGAAAACAAAAAAAAAACAACAUAUUGUAUUUAUAAUUGCAAUUAAACUGUGUUUCCGUUUAUAAAGUUGGUCAACUUGACAAAGAUUUAGAAUAACAGAAUUUAGAUUAAAAGAAAU
Molecule: messenger RNA, 1248 nt
Organism: Drosophila innubila
Lineage: Eukaryota; Metazoa; Arthropoda; Insecta; Diptera; Drosophilidae
Product: zinc finger protein 239-like
Exons: 2
Coding region: 14-820 (268 amino acids)
Biological process (GO): regulation of transcription by RNA polymerase II
Cellular component (GO): transcription regulator complex; nucleus; PcG protein complex
Molecular function (GO): DNA-binding transcription factor activity, RNA polymerase II-specific; RNA polymerase II cis-regulatory region sequence-specific DNA binding; zinc ion binding
Source: RefSeq, a predicted model, not a curated record